Molecule: messenger RNA, 2362 nt
Organism: Prosopis cineraria
Lineage: Eukaryota; Viridiplantae; Streptophyta; Magnoliopsida; Fabales; Fabaceae
Product: protein SIEVE ELEMENT OCCLUSION B-like
Exons: 7
Coding region: 56-2158 (700 amino acids)
Biological process (GO): phloem development
Source: RefSeq, a predicted model, not a curated record
UUUAUUUUCCAAUUAGAACACUCUACCUCCAAAAGUGCUGCUUGUUGGAAAUACCAUGGGUUCCCAAGAAUCAACACAUUCCAUGCCUCCUUUAUCCGAAACCAUCAAACAAGUCCUUAAUUCGUGUCAUUAUGAUGAGUUUGGUAACACAACUGACCCAAGCCUCAAUGUGGAGGCUCUGUUCAUGGUUGUCUCUAACAUCAUGGAAGCCUCACUUAAGGUCUCAGAUCCAAACAUAAAGCUUGUUAAUGUUAACAAGGAGGCCAAGUCAAGUCUUCCCGGUUUCAAGUCACCCAUAGAACGGCUUCAGAAAAUUGCGUGUCAGAUGAGGAGUACAGUUGUUGAUAAGGACUAUUUGCAUGCACAAGAAACAGCAAAGGGGAUAAUCACAGAUCUGAAGGAAUAUCCAUGGCAUGCAAGAGCAGUGAUGGCACUCGCAGCAUUUGCUUUAGAUUAUGGGAACUUCCAUCUUCUUUCUCAGGUUAAAUUUGGCGACCAUCUUGGAACAUCCUUGGCUGCCUUGAAUGAUAUUCCAGCCAACAUUGUCAUUGACGAUGGACCCUUGAAGGAAACCAUUUCCAAAUACAACUGUCUGGUGAGGGACGUUUUCUUAACCGUCCAAUGUUUGGUUAAGUUGAUGGGAAUGUUGCAGCGAGAAGUUUAUGCUGAAUUUGAGGACAUGAAUCUCAUUUUGGAGAAUGCUAGGCACGAUUUCCCUGAACUUGUUUAUUGUGCUGUCUUUGCCACUGUUGUUUGCAGCAGUUCUUUUCACAUUGGCACUUAUAGUCGGGUCAGCAACAACACACCAUCCUUCAUUAGCGGAAAGAUUUCCCAUGUUCUUGCCAAAUUACAGGAUUACCUGGAGCAGAUAGAAGAGAAGAAAGGUGAGAUAGAUGAUUAUUUAAAACGUCUACGUGAGGCAUUCCAAACUCCUACAGGAAUUUUAGGAGUUUUGAAAAAUCUGUUAUUCCCCAGAGAUACGAAGAAGCACUACGUGUAUUUCGGCUCCACGAAAUCAAGGGUGAACAUCGAUGACACGUUCAAGAACAAGUGUGUGUUGCUGUUCAUUUCCGGACUGUUCGGCAUCGAAGAGGAGAUUAAGCUUUUGAAAGCAAUCGAAGACUAUUUGACAUCAGAUUCAAAAUUCGAAAAAUAUGGGAUGCGAAAGGAUGACUUCAAGAUCUUGUGGGUCCCAAUGGUUUCUUCUUCUUCUUCAGACAGUGAGAAGAUCAAGCAGAAACAAUUCAACGAUGUCGCAGAAAAACUUGUUAAAUGGUCGUAUGUGGUGGAUUAUUCCAUUGUUGGAACUGCAUGCAAGAAACUGAUCAGACAGAAGCUGGGGUACAUGAAUAAGCCUAUGGUUGUUGUGUUGAACCAACGAGGAAGAAGGACAAAUAACGAUGCUUUGCCCAUGUUAUCUGCAUGGGGAUGCCGUGCAUUCCCAUGGAGAACAGGUGAUGAUUUGAUUCUUGUUCAGAAUUGGAACUGGUUCUGGUCAAUAUUCAAGGAAUUCAAUCAACAACUAGCAAUUUCGAACGAGAAAGAUUGCAACAUUAUCUUCGGAUGCAUGGACGACGUGGACGCCAACAACUACGACGGUAGCUGGUUGAACAAAAUCAACGAUGAGUUGGAGAAAAUAAAAAAGGACAAGAUCAUAAGCUCAAGUGGUUUUGCUAUAAAAUUCCAUCAUCAUGGCAAGCAGCUGGCUGAGAAUGACUUCAAGUUUGCACAUAAGCUUUGGGCUUUUGUAGAGAAUGUGUUCGCCAGCUUGAAAAGUAUGAAGACAAUCAGCAAGGACGACUCCACCUUGGACCAUCUCAAGGAAUUCCUCAGCCUCCGGCGAGAAAAGUCCGGCUGGGUUAUCAUAAGCCGAGGGUCCAAGGUUAAAAUGGUUGGCUCUGGUGAGAGCGUGUGCAAAACUCUCAACAAGUUCGAGUCCUGGAAACACAAUAUCACUCAACAUGGCUUUGAUGGGGCUUUUGUGGAUUACUAUUUCAAUGAGUUUCCAACUCAAUCAAGUUGUCUCUGUUUGGAUCUAAAGACCUAUGUUCCCUUAGAAUGUGUGACAUGCCAAUCUGAGAUGGAGAUACAGGUAGUCAAAUACGUGUGCUGUCAUGGCAACCAUAGCCAUGCCAAAUCAGUUCACAGCCUUGCAUGAGUCCUUUAAGGAAACGUCGUCGUUUUCGCUGAUGGACCUGAUGCUCAGAUUUAUAGGAAGGAGGAGCUGUUGUCUUGAAUUAUGAGCUUGUUUAUGAGUACUGUGUCUUUAGUAAAGCCUUUCUAGUUUCUAUAGGGCUUAUGAUAAUAAUAAAUCCUUCAGGCUAUGAGUCUGUUUCAUUAUUGUAUGUGUGUCAGUGUGUGG